Liolophura sinensis is the source of this 2793-nucleotide messenger RNA. RefSeq names its product tetraspanin-18-like. The transcript has 8 exons. The record is from RefSeq and is a predicted model, not a curated record. Bases 216 to 1049 code for a protein of 277 amino acids. Gene Ontology annotation, cellular component: plasma membrane. NCBI's taxonomy places the organism in Eukaryota, Metazoa, Mollusca, Polyplacophora, Chitonida, Chitonidae.
CGACUGGAAAUCACCGUGAAAACAAAACUACUCGCGCUUAGACGUAACUGGCGGACUUAACUCAUUCCCUUAUUUCGUCAGUACGAUGUAAGCUACAAACAGCGACUGUGAGAGCGGUGGAAUUUACCCUGUCUAAGAGAAAGAAUCUAUCAUUGAGAUCGCUUAGAGGACAAGUCAGUCUCUGGUCAGAUCGGGAUAUCGAUUAGCUGUCCACCAUGGGGUGCUGCGCCGGGUGCAUGAAAUGGACACUGAUCGUGCUCAACGUCAUCGUGGUGUUGCUAGGAGUGAUCGCGGUGGGAUUCGGGAUUUACAUCUUACUGGACAAGAGCGAUAUUUUGGACCUGAUCGGGAACACGUCGGAGAUGCCGGCAUUCCUGGAUAAGACGACGAUAGUACUGAUCGUGGGAGGAACUCUCGUGGCUAUCGUGGCCGCCAUUGGUCUGUGCGGAGCGUGGAAGAGUAACCGUCGUCUUCUCUGUGUGUAUGGCGUGGCUCUGACCUUGGCACUGGUGGUACAGGCCAUCGCAAUCAUACUCGCCAUUAUCUACAGAGAUGAGAUCGAGGGAAAAUUUAGAGCGGCCCUGAAGACGUCACUCUCACAAAGUUACGUCAUGCCGAGAAAACCGGACAAAGGCGUUAACGCUUUCUCUACCGCGUGGGACUCCAUUCAGUAUGAGCUGGAAUGUUGCGGUGUGGUAGACGAAGAGGACUACCGUGACGCCACCUACUGGCACAAGACCGACAACUUGACCGCCACCGACACGACUUGGCCGGUUCCCAGGUCCUGCUGUAAAUACGCCAAUCCCUGGGUGUAUCCGGACGAUUACGUCGACUUGAAGCCCAUGAGCACCUCGUGUUAUCCCUCAUGGAACACCACCAACACCUGGACAAACGCUGGAUGCUACAAAGAAAUGAAGAGUCAGUUAUUCAAAGCCAGCUUGAUGAUAAUCGGUGUUGGAGUAGCGACUGUCAUUACACAGCUUCUCCUCUUGUUAUUCGCUUGGGCGCUCUUCUGUGGAUGGUGCGGCACCAAAGAGGUGCUAGUGUAACGGGGAGCUGUUGAGAUGACCUGGACACAGCGGAUUGUCCAAAGCACUGGUUUUCACAGUAACUCGGCACUAGACCAAAAUACAGCAUGUGGACAUCCUGAAUGAAAGAACAAGGAGUUCGGCAAACUCGUUGGUUUUCUUAUACAACUUGCGUUAAUGUACGGACAUUUGUUCAUAAUAUUUGUUUGUUUCUGACGCUAUAGUUAUGGGUACCAAAGCAAUGCGUGGUCGCCAUCAUUGACUUCGGUUACCUUGUUCUCAGGCGCCUGGAGAGGCCCUACAUCGUAUGCAGUUCAGAAGAGGGAAGAUAAGCCAGCAUCUGAUCUAUAGAAAGGUUAACUUAAAAUCGUAAGUAUUGAUAAUCAGAAUGUUUGCUGUAUGGCACCGUUAAAUUAUGCACAAGUUCUAACAGUUAUACCCGAUGGUGGAUUUUGUUUCAACGACAAGUUUGUCCUUUUUUUAUGAAUGAUCUGGGUAAAGAAAUAAACACAUAAUCUGUCCGCAAAACUGAAUAUUUCGAAGGCCACAGGUUAGGCUUACGUUCAAUAUGUUAUACUUAAGUAAUGGAUAAUAUAAAAGUUUCUAAAAUUAUUUAAAGGUCCUUCAGCCCAAAUUGAGAUUUUCAUCCGAAUACUUGAUCGCUAUCAUUUGGUGGGUAUAUUUUUCAGUUACUAUUUAUAUUCAGACUGACGUGCUGUUUGUAAAUGUCCCUUUGUUUUGAUAUGUGUACCUGUGUUUUUGUGUUUUUUCUUGUUUUGGUAUUUACCAUAUAACAUGUAUAUCGGAUUAUUAUACCUGUCUGUCUCUAACUUUGCGUCGACUUAUACAAGGAACAUAUAUAUUAUAUAUCGUCGCUCCAAAGAAAGGUAUUAAAUGUCGCUUACUCACAGCCAUGGAGGAUCAAGAAUGAGAACACAUCCUUAACAACAACAACAACGCCGCCUUCUUCCACAGUGAUGAUCAUCGCAGGAGAAACUCACAUUUUUAGUUAUAUAUCUCGUUAUCAGUGUCAUCAUACGACGAAAAAGUAGACCCACUAUUAUUUUCGGAUAUUUAUAACAACUACGCUGUUCUCAGAUAGAUGGGAUGCUGUAGUUGAUGUAUGCGGCAUUGCAUAUUAAACCAAUCAUACUACACAAUUUACCAGUCUUCCCAACACCGAUCAAGUGCAGUGUUUCCUGUUAUGAUUGAACAGAGCUGUACUAAUUAAUUUUAGAUGUCGCUAAUUGUAUGUUCACAGGGACGGUUAGGCUAAACGUGUUCCUUAUGUUCCUCAUAUUUUCUGUCAUACAUUUUUGGUUUUCAUUGUUACAAACCAUGUAGCACAUAAACUCCUGUAGCGAUUACUGUUUUGAAAACGUCUGUGUCAUAGACGACUUCAGUAUUGAUAUAUUGAUAUGUACAUUCACUUCACAAGACGUCUACAAGUCGUCUCCUUCAUGAGCAGCCAGUGGACCUGGCUGAACUAUUAAGGCAGUGAUGUAGUUUUCAAAUCCUGCUUGUUUAUAAGGCAGAUUCAUUCUUACUUUUGAACUUAGAUUUCCAGGAAAAAAAAUCUUGUACCUAGGGACUUUUACAAACCCAUUGGGGCUGCUUGCGUACAGUAUUCAGUCAAUUGACAGGUCACACGUUACGUUUUUCCGAAGAAGCACAAACGUUUUAACAAAAUACUCGCCAAUUGUGUGUUAAUUCAAUGUCGUUUGUUGUUUGUUUAAUAAAUAUUUUCGAUACAACUCGAGACAAA